AUGGUGUAUACAUCUAAAUUGUAUCAUGUGGCACCCACUCAUCAGUACAGGUUCAGAAAAAGGUCUUUCAGCAUUGCAGGGAGGCAUGAAGAUCCACCAAGUAUUGAACCUGAGGUUUUGAUGACUAAAGAUACAGAACGUAGUAACAGUUGGGAACGUGCUGAAAGAGAAAGAGAUAUACGUCAAGGAAUUGACCUGGCAACCACGUUGGAACGCAUUGAGAAAAAUUUUGUGAUAACGGAUCCUAGACUUCCUGAUAACCCAAUUAUAUUUGCAUCUGAUAGCUUUCUCGAAUUGACAGAAUAUGCACGUGAAGAAAUCUUAGGAAGAAAUUGCAGAUUUCUUCAAGGACCUGAAACAGAUCAAGGAACUGUUUCAAAGAUAAGAGAUGCUAUCAGAGAACAAAGGGAAAUAACUGUUCAGUUGAUCAACUACACUAAGAGUGGAAAGAAAUUCUGGAAUUUAUUCCACUUGCAGCCUAUGCGAGAUCAAAAGGGGGAGCUUCAAUACUUCAUCGGUGUCCAACUAGAUGGAAGUGAUCACGUGGAACCCCUGCGAAACCGCCUCUCAGAGACUUCAGAACAACAAAGCACCAUGUUGGUCAAAGCUACUGCAGAAAAUGUUGAUGAAGCUGUAAGAGAACUUCCAGAUGCCAACUUGGUAAGGUUAAUGAAUAGAGCUACCUUGAGAGGUUAG
This is a messenger RNA of Ilex paraguariensis (yerba mate), 696 nucleotides long. Lineage: Eukaryota; Viridiplantae; Streptophyta; Magnoliopsida; Aquifoliales; Aquifoliaceae. The record is from the annotation of a GenBank genome assembly.